AUGGUGAGAGGAGAUGAUCAACUUAAUGGUUUGCAGGGAGGGAAGAGAGCGUUAGAUAUUUUAUGUGUAGCGACGGAGAGAACGGUUAGCGCUUUUGCAUAUGAGGAAAUAGGAGAAACAUCCACUGAAGGUGAUAAAAGGAGGGAGAGACUGAGAAGACUGAGAAGAUUAAUUAAUUACAGUCUGAGCACAACUAUGAAUUCCAGCUUGAGCAAACGACUGAAGAUUGAUGAGUGCAAGAAUCAAGACCCGGAACAAAACCCUAAUCGUGUUGCUUCUUCUCCAAGUUCGUGCCAUCUAGAGUCCAAGAGGCCUCAAAAAGUGGUUUCAAACAAACCGGUAAGAAACAGAAAGCCGGUUAUAGUGACAGAUGAAGAUAGGACACCGACGGAAUGGCUGAUUGACGUGAUGAGAGAAGUGAACGGUAUGGAUGCAAAGCUGAUAUUUGUGAAGGUUCUUCCCAAUAGUGAUGUCGACGAACUUCAGACACGUCUUAUGAUGCCCUGGAAGCAGAUACUAGAUAUGGACUUCUUAAACGAGGAAGAGUUAGAAAAAAUAGAUAGACAUCACAAAAAGAUUAGUGCCAGUGACAAAGGAGCGGAUGUGAUCGUGGUGAAUUCUAAGGGUCUACAGAGGAAGCUUAAGCUCAAGAGAUGGGAUAUGACUUCCACUUCCAACUACGUCUUAGGUUUAGGAUGGAACAAGGUCGUCACCGAUAACAUUCUACAGAGAGGCACUAGGCUUCGGAUCUGGUCCUUCCACUCCCCAGACAUGCUCUUUUUCGCCUUCGUUCUUUCAGAUCCAGAUCCAGCUCCGACUGAGUGCCUAAAUUUAUUGGCUAAAUUGUGCGAGGAGACGACUUGUCUCGAGGCUUUACAAGAGGCAAAUAGGAUGAGCUCACUCGUCUCGGACACAGAGCUGGACCUCGAGCUCCGGUUGUAG
This is a messenger RNA of Arabidopsis thaliana (thale cress), 942 nucleotides long. RefSeq names its product B3 domain protein (DUF313). Lineage: Eukaryota; Viridiplantae; Streptophyta; Magnoliopsida; Brassicales; Brassicaceae. The transcript has a single exon. The coding region runs from base 1 to 942 and encodes 313 amino acids. The record is from RefSeq and is marked reviewed. Gene Ontology annotation, molecular function: DNA binding. Gene Ontology annotation, cellular component: nucleus.